AUGGCUCCACCUGCAACAUCGUCGCCAUCCACACCAACCACCACUUCCAAUAAAAAGAAGGAUAAAAAGGAGGAGGAAUCAUCGGCAAAGGCACCUGGAUUUUGUUUCCGUGCAUUUACAGUGUUUGUUUGGUACCUUGGAUCAUCAAUAAUUUUUGUUGGAUUAUUCGCACUGCUUGCCUAUUAUUAUGAAAACUUUUACUCAAAGGGAAUUUUGAAUCCUUUUGAAAAGAAGUAA
Molecule: messenger RNA, 237 nt
Organism: Naegleria lovaniensis
Lineage: Eukaryota; Heterolobosea; Eutetramitea; Acrasida; Naegleriidae
Exons: 1
Coding region: 1-237 (78 amino acids)
Source: RefSeq, a predicted model, not a curated record